Messenger RNA from Punctularia strigosozonata HHB-11173 SS5, 954 nucleotides. RefSeq lists its product as uncharacterized. The coding region runs from base 1 to 954 and encodes 317 amino acids. NCBI's taxonomy places the organism in Eukaryota, Fungi, Basidiomycota, Agaricomycetes, Corticiales, Punctulariaceae. The transcript is spliced from 2 exons. The record is from RefSeq and is a predicted model, not a curated record.
AUGGCGCAGACACCCUUGGCGCCUAUCACAACCCCGGCAGGCACGUGGACCCCCUUCCCGGCUCUCGUGCCGACGCCUAUCGUCCAAGCCCCCGCCUGCGGCGCGUUGACCCCGGUCUCGAUGAUCGGGCAUACGAUCCACAAUCCGACGACUCCAGGCUCAUGGACAUGGCACCCGCAUCCGCUUCCCCACCCAUCCAUCCCUGCGCCCGUAUUCUGGAGUAACAUACCCGGAACGCCCUUCGCCGCGCCGAUACCCGUCACCCCCGCCAUUCCCCCUACCAUCCUCCUAACGGGCGGCCAUCCUCUGCCUGGCACGGUCCCGCAGUGGUUGCCCCCCGCCUGGCCCCCCACCAGCGUGCCCGAUCCCGUCCGCCCUGUGGUUAACCCGCACGUCAUCCCCAGCCCGGCGGACGCGUACACCCCGCAGCUCAUGUGGGACCUAGCACAGAUGCCAAGCAUGGCGAGGCGCCUUACAGGCAACCACAUCUACAAGUCGCUGGGAAAGAUGGAGAAUGAGCAAGUCGUGUGGCCCAAGACCGAGACCGUGCACAUCACUACGUGGUUCACCGGGCGCACCGAUUGGGGUCCAAUCGUAGCGAGGAACUCCAAGGGGGUCACCGUGGGCAACCUGCUAUGGGCUAUCUACACGUACUUCCAAGAGAAGAUCACUUCGGUGGCUUAUAGCAUCAUGCUGUCGCAGGAGGACUUGGACACGUUGGACCGACACGUUGGGCCGGAUGCAAGGACUACCAUUCAAGCUGCGAUGGUAGAGCGAUGUUGCAGGGCGGAAUCCGGUGGGCUACCUGAAUAUGAAUGGGCCCAAGGGAUUCGACGCGUAGAUUGUCUCAGCGUCGCCGGCGGCCGGAUAUGGUGGGGCGUCUAUCUGAACUUGAAUACCAGCCCUGGGCGGUGGUAUUUGCACCUCUCGACGCUUCCGAAAGCGGGCCGAUGA